This is a messenger RNA of Seriola dumerili (greater amberjack), 2145 nucleotides long. It is a transcript of the gene tfcp2l1, whose product is annotated as transcription factor CP2-like protein 1. Gene Ontology annotation, molecular function: RNA polymerase II cis-regulatory region sequence-specific DNA binding; DNA-binding transcription activator activity, RNA polymerase II-specific. Gene Ontology annotation, biological process: regulation of transcription by RNA polymerase II. The transcript is spliced from 15 exons. Gene Ontology annotation, cellular component: nucleus. Lineage: Eukaryota; Metazoa; Chordata; Actinopteri; Carangiformes; Carangidae. The record is from RefSeq and is a predicted model, not a curated record. Bases 100 to 1521 code for a protein of 473 amino acids.
CUGCAAAAUCUUCCUGAGCUGAAAUCUGAGGAAGCCAGCAAGUCUGUCUCCACGUCUCCCUGUGGUCCUGGCACACAAGAAGACAUCGCACUGGAAAAUAUGCUGUUCUGCCAUUCCCAGCCUGAGUCCUACCACCAGCACUCUGCUAGUUACAUUAGAGAGGCCUUGGCGCCUUUCUUGAAAAACGAAGAAGCCAGGCUUAUGGCUGAAAAUGGUGCAAAGAGGACCCCAUUCCAGUACAUUCUGUGUGCAGCCACCUCGCCGGCUGUGAAACAGCAGGAGGAGACUCUCACUUAUCUCAACCAAGGUCAGUCCUACGAAAUCCGUAUGCUUAACAGAAAACUAGUGGAGUAUACAGAUAUAAGCAGCAAAUGUGUGAAGAGCAUUGUGCGCGUGGUGUUUCAUGAUCGUCGACUGCAGUAUAUGGAGCACCAGCAGCUGGAGGGAUGGAGGUGGAACAGACCUGGAGACCGAAUCCUGGACAUAGAUAUCCCACUGUCAGUGGGGAUACUGGAGCCUCGUUCACACCCUCUGCACCUCAACACCAUCGAGUUCCUCUGGGAUCCCGUCAAGAAUGCUUCCAUUUUCAUCCAGGUUAACUGCAUCAGCACUGAGUUCACCCCCAGGAAGCAUGGCGGAGAGAAGGGGGUGCCCUUUCGUAUCCAGGUUGACACUUUCACCACCAAUGAACACGGCGAAUACAUGGAGCAUGUCCAUUCCUCCAGCUGCCAGGUCAAAGUCUUCAAGCCUAAAGGAGCUGACCGCAAACUGAAGACGGACAAGGAAAAGAUUGAUAAAAAGGCCCCUCAUGACAGAGAAAAGUAUCAACCCUCCCAUGAGACCACGCUGCUAAAAGAGUGUUCCCCGUGGCCCGAUGCCCUAAAUCUCACCACCACCACCCACAGUGGCUGCAGCACUCCAUCACCAGUUUACCACAGCUCCCCAGUUCCCUGUAGUUUCACAGAUGGCAACUGUUCUCCAAACCAGCAAGGGGAGCUGCUCAUGCCCGGCUGCUCUGAUCACCUUCUGCCAUCGUCCUCGCCACAGAACACUCAGCAGUGGCUACACCGUCACAGGUUCUCGCCUUUCUCAAGGCUCUUCUCCAGCUUCUCAGGUGCUGAUCUGUUGAGGAUGAGCAGGGAGGAUCUGAUCCAGAUUUGUGGCCCGGCAGACGGCAUUCGCCUCUUUAACACCAUGAAAGGAAGGUGUAUACAGCCCCGCCUUACCAUCUACAUGUGUCAGCAGCAGGCAGGAAAUCAUCCUCCCAUCAAGCCAGGGGGUGGAGACAUCUACCAUGCUCUGUACCUGGAGGAGCUGACUCUGUUGGACCUGUCUGAAAAGAUUGCCAUGCUGUACAGCAUCACCCCACAGCAGAUUACACACAUCUACAGACAAAAACCCACUGGGAUCCACGUCUUAGUCUCUGACGAGAUGGUGCAGAACUUCAGGGAGGAAACAAGCUUCAUCAUCAGCACUAUAAGGGAUGAAAGCACUGAUGGCUACCACGUCGUGUUGAAGUGACCAGCAGGUCACUCAGGAGGUUCUUCUAUCAAUGCAAUUGUACAGAUUGUAUGUAAAUCGCUCUAGACUACAUUAUGUGACAUUUAUUAAGAUUUACAGAACAGUAAAAUGCUGUUAAGCUCUCAGUUUACUGUUGAUUUUGUGUUUUUGCUUAGUUCUUUAAUUUUCUUUAUUUGUAUUUUUGUCAAGUUACUGAUUCAUGUUUGAUAUGUCUUGUAAUUAGUGGUAAACAGUGCUGUAUUACUCAUUCACAUACGUUUUUGGCUUUAACACCUAUAAAUGCAAUAACUGUCAUGAUAAUAAAGCAAAGUAAAUCUCAUACAUCAUCAUCCAGACAAAUAGAAAAGAAAAAUGAACAAAGUGUUUUAUGUCCCUGCUCUAUUUUUUGUCUUGAAUAUGAAUUGCUGUGGUGUGCCAUAUAAUGCGUGUCUGGCUUUGUUGCUAUGAGGCUGAAUAUUUUCUGGAUGCAGUUGAAUGCAAUAUUUUAAACAAUUCAGAUGUUUAGGCCUGCACAUAGGCCUGCUGUAGACAGUAUCAACUAAAGCCGGAUCAAACAGGGGCAGUGGGCUGCAGUUUGGAUCUAUGGUUUUGAAUUGUUGUAUCUUCGAUGUAUUUUAGUCCAAA